UAGAAGCCAAAUAUUAAGUUAUAUAUCUUUAUAAAAAAUAAAAUGGAAAACACAUCAAAUAAUUCUUCAAGCAAACUUUGUUUUUGUGACUAUAUAAACACCCUUUCUAAAACUCCUUAUAAACUUAGGAAGAGAUUAUUCGCUACAUGGACCCCAGACCAAGAAGUGAACCAAGUGAGACUAAGGUCUGGUGCAGACAUGAAACGAAAGCUUUCGUUGUUCGAUUUAGUUGCUUUCGGUUUAGGAGGAAUGCUCGGAGUGGGAGUGUUUGUCACAACUGGUCCUGUGGCUCGCACUAAAGCUGGUCCUGCUGUUUUUAUCUCCUACAUUAUUGCUGCCAUAUCCGCUCUUCUUUCUUCUAUGUGUUAUACGGAAUUCUCCAUUGCGAUUCCCGUUGCUGGGGGUGCUUUCAGUUAUCUGAGAGUCACCUUUGGAGAGUUUGUGGGUUACUUAGCUGGUGCUAAUAUACUGAUGGAAUACGUGCUGUCGAAUGCUGCGGUCGCAAGAAGUUUUACUGAGUAUUUAAGUGGCACAUUUGGAGCUGAAGAUCCCAACUCUUGGAGGGUUCACGUUCAUGGCUUUGUUGAUGGCUAUAACAUGUUGGAUUUCACUGCUGUUGCUGUUAUUCUUCUUUUGACUCUUUGCUUAUGUCAUAGUACGAAGGAGAGCUCGAUUUUGAACCUUACUAUGACAAUAUUUCAUGUAAUCUUCUUCGGGUUUAUAAUAAUUGCUGGUUUUUUGAUCGGGAAUCCGAAAAACUUGGUAAGCUCUCCAGGAGGGUUAGCUCCUUUUGGUGUUAAAGGUGUGGUGGAUGGAGCAGCCAUAGUAUAUUUCAGCUAUAUUGGCUAUGAUUCUGUUUCAACGCUUGCAGAAGAAAUUCAAAACCCUUCCAAGAACUUGCCUACAGGCAUUGUUGGGUCUGUUCUUCUCGUUUCAGCCGUCUAUUGUCUUAUGAGUGUGGCUUUGUGCGUCAUGGUUCCAUAUGACCAGAUUUCAGAGAAGGCUUCAUUUGCUAUGGCAUUCCAAAAGUUGGGAUGGAAAUGGGCAAGCCAUCUUGUUGGCGUAGGUGCAAGUUUAGGAAUUGUGGCAUCGCUUUUGGUGGCCAUGCUCGGACAGGCUAGAUACCUUUGCGUUAUGGCACGGGCGAGACUCGUGCCAGUGUGGUUAGCUAAGGUUCAUCCUUCAACUGGCACACCCUUGAAUGCUACUUUAGUCUUGGGAAUAUGCACUGCAUCAAUUGCCCUCUUCACUGAUCUUGACAUAGUGCUGGAGAUAAUAUCGAUCGGAACACUCCUGGUGUUCUACCUAGUAGCAAAUGCUCUUAUCUAUCGCCGUUAUGUUGUAUUGAGCAGCAAACCACCAUUACAUGUCCUCCUUUUCCUCCUUUUCCUUACAACUCUUUCUAUAGGCUUCUCUUUAUCAUGGAAAUUCGAUCAACGACUGUUGGAUUUGCCAUUAUUUGGCGGGUCCUUGAUCACUAUCACCGCGAUCUUCCAUUACAUGGUGCCUUUGACUAGGUCGGGGCUCGAGUGGUCGGUACCCCUAAUGCCAUGGCCGGCUGCCCUAUCAAUUUUUCUUAAUGUCUUCCUUAUGACAACUUUAAAGAUUUUGUCCUUUAAAAGGUUUGGUAUUUGGACUGUUUUGCUAGUUUUGUUUUACGUUUUAUAUGGUGUUCAUUCAACAUAUCGCGCUGAGGAAAUGGAAACGGAAACAGAAAUGGGAAAUGAGUCGGUGGAAGAGAAUAGAUUGAGCACAAACAACCAUAAUCCUGAAACAAAGAUAGAUAAUCUCAUAUAAAUUUGAUGAGGAAUUUAAAUGACUUGGUAAUAUGUCAUGAUCAGUCUAAAUUUUUGGAUUCUCUAUUUUUUCUUUUUGUUUUUGAGUUCGUGUUAAUUGUGUGUAAUUUUAGUAGACAUACACUCAUUUAUACUAACUAGAUUUGCUUCUUCUCUCAAAAAACAAAAAAUUUAAAAUUAUUGGUUGAUUUUGGGCCGACUAAAUUUGCUUUUGAUCAGUGGUUAGAAAUGCAAUGGAGAAAGACCUAUAGAGAAUAGAAGCUUUAAAAUAUAGAAAAGAAAAAUCUAUGUUAUUGUGUAUAAAAUUUAUUUUCUUUACAAUUGACGCAAUUUCAAUUUAAUACAUAUUCAUAUGAUUUAAAUAAUUUACAUAUUUUAUAAUAUGAAGCACCUAUAAGAAGUUUGAUAUUGGUGCUUCAUUUAAUUCAUCUUUACCAUGUGUAAUUGUAAAUGCCAAUUCAUUUAAUUCCUUG
Amaranthus tricolor (Joseph's coat) is the source of this 2269-nucleotide messenger RNA. Its product is annotated as cationic amino acid transporter 6, chloroplastic-like. The transcript has 5 exons. Gene Ontology annotation, cellular component: plasma membrane. Gene Ontology annotation, molecular function: amino acid transmembrane transporter activity. Lineage: Eukaryota; Viridiplantae; Streptophyta; Magnoliopsida; Caryophyllales; Amaranthaceae. Gene Ontology annotation, biological process: amino acid transport; transmembrane transport. Bases 43 to 1797 code for a protein of 584 amino acids. The record is from RefSeq and is a predicted model, not a curated record.